AUGGAAGACGAAGAUUACAAACAGGUGUAGAAUUAUGUUCUAUGUAAAUUUAUUAUAUUUAGCAAGAGCGCACAUUAGGACAAGGAACAUUUGGCAAGGUUAAAUUAGGUUAUCAUACUAUUGCUGAUGAAUAUGUAACAUAGAAAUUAAAAUUUAUAAGGUAGCAAUAAAGAUGCUUGAAAAAAGUAGAAUUUAAAAUUAGAGUGAUUUGGUCAGAGUUUAAAGGGAAAUCUCUAUAAUAAGAAAGGUAAAUCACCCAAAUGUAAUAAAAUUAUAUGAGGUAAUUCUAUCAUCAUCAAAACAAGAUAUUAGAAUCGGAGUCAUGUGUCUAUUUAGUAAUGGAAUACGUAAAGGGUGGAGAAUUGUAUGAUUACAUAAUAAAGAAGAAAUAGUAAUCUGAAUCCUAAAUGAAAUUAGCCUACCAGAGAACAUAGCAGUACGUUACUUCUAGUAGUUAGUCUUUGCAACAGAAUAUUUACAUUCAUAAAAUAUAAUUCACAGAGAUUUGAAACCAGAAAAUCUUUUGCUAGAUGAAAAUAGACAACUCAAAAUUGCAGAUUUUGGUUUAAGUUAUUUAUCAUAAACUAAAGGAGAAUAUCUUAAAACAGCUUGUGGAUCUCCUUGUUAUGCUGCACCUGAAAUGCUUGGUAUAAAUUUUUAAUAACAAGUUGGUAAAACUUAUGAAGGAACUAAAAGUGAUAUUUGGAGUUGUGGAAUAAUUUUGUUUGCUAUGUUAUGUGGUUAUCUACCAUUUGAACAUGAGAACACAUAAUAACUAUAUGAAUUAAUAAAGAAGAGUGAUUUUGAAAAACCAGAACACUUGUCUAAACAUGCUCUCGAUUUAUUAAUAAAGAUACUAAUUAAAGAUCCAAAUAGAAGAUAUAAUUUUGAUUAAAUUAAAUAACAUCCUUUUUUUUAAUUACAUGCUUCCAUCCCUACUAAGAAUUUAAGUUUGAAUGAUCAAACAAUCCUUUCAUAGAUGGUAGAAAUGGGAUAUUAGCAAAAUUAAAUUAUACUUUAAUUGCAAUCUAAUAAGCAUAAUACAGUAACUACUAUUUACUUCUUAUUAUAAAAAAAAUAUAAUCAGCCUCAUAGAAAAAGUUUUUUUUAAAAUAUACAAAAUAUAGGUAAUCUCAAACUUGACAUUAAUUAAAAAAGGUUUACCAUUACUAAAUUCUAAACAUCUAAUUAAGGAUCACCUAAUCUAGAUAAAAUUGAGAAAAUUAAAAAAUCCAUAAGAACUAGAUUAGAUAAUUCACCUUAUUAUUUAAAAACUUAGAUCUCUUAAAAAUUCAAGAAAGUUAAUUUAUCAGUUCAAUCUAAAAGAGUGAGUAUUCAAAUUGAAAAUUAGAGAUAAAAGACUAAUUCUGUUUAAGAAAAACAUUUUGAUUAUCCUUGUAUUUUUACACCAAAUAUUUCCGAAUAGAAAUAACUUUAAAAUGAACAAAUGAAAUCUAGAAUUUAAUCUAGGAAAAAUUCUAAAAAUCAGCAACCUUAUAAAAUUAUGUUAAGAAAAGAAAUAGAAUAAGUAUUAAAAACAGAUAUUAAUGAAGAAAUGCUAAAUCAUUAAAAAGCUAUUUAAGCUUAAGUAAAAUAAAGACAUAAAACUUAACCAAAUAAAAAUGAUAAAGAGUAAAAAUAUUUUGAAAAAGCCUCUAAAUUGAAUACAUCUAAUUAAGUAAUAAAUUAUUAAAUUAGAUGAUGGAAAAGACACCAUAACAUUCUCCUUACAUAAAUUUGAACAUAAGUAAUCAUCGACAUUUGUUCAAACAGAUAUAUAAUGGAAAUUUGUCUGAUUUUAUGAAGAAUAAAAGCGAAUCCAAACCUUAAAAAUUUUUAAAUAAUUUGCCAUGA
Paramecium sonneborni is the source of this 1854-nucleotide messenger RNA. The record is from the annotation of a GenBank genome assembly. Lineage: Eukaryota; Ciliophora; Oligohymenophorea; Peniculida; Parameciidae.